Messenger RNA from Funneliformis geosporum, 154 nucleotides. The record is from the annotation of a GenBank genome assembly. NCBI's taxonomy places the organism in Eukaryota, Fungi, Glomeromycota, Glomeromycetes, Glomerales, Glomeraceae.
CCAAUAGCAAAGAAGCUGAAAGACCCAAUUAUUGUGGAAGAAAAAAAUGAGGACAUUGAAUUGAACUAUGUGAGUAAAUUUGAAAAGAGAGUCACGGCAUUGUAUUGCGAUGCAUACAUUAAAAAUAUGAAAAUUCCGUUAAUAAUUGACUCUG